Messenger RNA from Suillus bovinus, 2652 nucleotides. Its product is annotated as fungal-specific transcription factor domain-containing protein. NCBI's taxonomy places the organism in Eukaryota, Fungi, Basidiomycota, Agaricomycetes, Boletales, Suillaceae. The transcript has 13 exons. The record is from RefSeq and is a predicted model, not a curated record. Gene Ontology annotation, cellular component: nucleus. Gene Ontology annotation, biological process: DNA-templated transcription; regulation of DNA-templated transcription. Bases 170 to 2533 code for a protein of 787 amino acids. Gene Ontology annotation, molecular function: DNA binding; zinc ion binding; DNA-binding transcription factor activity, RNA polymerase II-specific.
UUCCUCGAACUGCCGUGAACGGUUUGUGGGUCUACCUUACCGUUCCACGGUUUACAAUCUCUUCACACUAACUAUUAUCUGUCUAGCCGCUUAAUCCUCUUUCCUCUUCACUCCCCGUGCAUGUCGCCUCGUCGUCUGGCAUAAUCACUCCCAUAUUAUUUGUCUUUUAAUGGACCACUUCCCUCGCUCUCUUCAGCAACCAGCGAUACAGGCGAUCACUUUUGCUCCCCCAAACCAGCCCCCUCCAGAUGGUGCCCGCUUUCUCAUCGACACUUCCCAGGAUCCUGAUAGGACGGACACUAAUAUUGCGUUUAUGAAAGGUCCAAAGCGCAAACGUCUAGCAAAGGCGUGCGAUGCUUGCCAUAAAAGCAAACGACGAUGCGAUGGAACAGCUCCUUGCAGCAACUGUUACUUCGCCUCUAAGAAAUGCACGUACACAGAUGCUUCGGGCAGACCUGUACCUGCACCUAGGCCACGCAAAGGGAAUAACACAAACGUACCACCCGAUCCGCGUCAGGGUUCAUGCGCAACAUACCCAGACGGUGCCCAGGGUAACCAACCAUCCUUCGUUGUCCAUGCACUACAGCAAGACGAGGCCCUUGGAACCCAAGUCGACCCUGAUGAAGAUGUUCUACCGCGCAAGCGGUUCAGGCCAGACCUUGGUCAGUCGGCAUCUCCUAUCGAGACGUCUUUGAGAGGUUUAGCUCCGCCGUCAUUGCCAACCACUCAGCGCUCUUUGGAGCGUGACCCGUCACUCACAAGAGAACUCGUGCACCUAUUCUUUGCAGACCGCCAACCUCAGCGUAUGAUCAUCCACGAGCCUUCAUUCCAUCAUGCACUAUCUCAUGGUCUCGUCCCUCCUCAUCUUCUCCUUUCGGUAUGCGCUCUUGCCGCACCACUCUCGCAGCGUCCUUGUUUCAAGGAAAGGGGCUCCAGAUUUGCUGGAGAAGUAUUCUUCCAAGAGGCAAUGUCGCUUAUGUUUGAUAAAGACCAAAACUUAAUUUGUGAGAGGAAUCUUGCAACUGCACAGGCUCUAUGUCUUCUGCAGUUGCAUGACCGAAUGGCCAAGUCAUCCUGGAGAGGGAAUUAUCAUGUAUAUGCACUUGAGGUCAUUGAACAGCUAGGCGUGUAUAAGGCUGAUAAUCCGAUCUUGACACCUACUCCUUCUCUGGAGUUUAUUGAUGCGUCCAUCGAACGAGAAUGCGCGCGUCGUAUUUUCUGGCUCAUAUACAUAUGCGAUACUAUGGGGUCUGUUCUCUACCAACGACCUAUGUUGGCAGAUGAAGCGCAAUUAAAAUUGCGUCUCCCUGUGGAUGAAACGACCUUCUUGUUCACCGUACAUGACGCUGUCCCAGAAUAUCUGGACAACCCCAGUUCUUCAUCGAGAUCCGAGACCGGGCAGCUAAUUCGGGUCCUAUCUAUACACGAGAAGAUAGAGAGAACCAUGGAUGUGUUCAACGAACGCGAGUCCGGCAGACAUCCCGUCACGGUCAACACACUGUUGGAUCUUGACGCUAAACUUAACGCGUGGGACGGAUCGCUUCCUGACAGUCUUUGUUUCACCGACGAGAAUCUUGCUAUUCAAAUGUCAUUGUUUGCCACGAGUUCCAACGUGGGAGCGUGGUGCUUUUGUGCUAUGCACAUCAUCCACUGCUCGUGUGUUUUUGCAUUGAAUCAGGCUAGGAAGCGUUGCCGUACGGGUAUGCCUGGAGGUCCAACGUGGGCGCACGAGCGCCUGAACAAGAUUAUCGCUGCUUUAGGUGGCAGAGCGAAAAAAACUAUCAUCCUGGCAAUUGCAAUUUGGCCCUUGUCCAAAUAUUGUCAAGACAAUAGUCCAAGAUUUUUGGAAUUGUCUAGUGCGGUUGAAGAAGUGUUUGGUGUUCGUAUCCACGACUUGGCUACACCGGCACCUGACUACACCGACGACGUACAACCCGCGGAAGACAUGCUUCCAGUAGUUUCCAGCUCUGGCGGAUCUCAUGGCUCUACACCCGUUUCUAGUAAUUCAUUGGAGAUCGUGACACCUCAAAUAGCUGCAUCUCCGGUAUAUGCACCGCCGGGGCGCCCACCUCCUGAUGCCCGGUUCUUCGGUCAACCUUCUUUUGGUGAUGUUCGAGCACAUGCGCAUCCGCCUCUUCCACCACAACCUGAUCCCAGAGAGAAGAGAAAUAUUCCGCAUGAUGCCAAUAUCGAUCCUGCCUUGCAAAUGCCACCAAAUCCCAGACAUAUGAUAACGGAGCCAGUCCCUGCCGUAUCCCCGGCACUAUCGUUACCCUCACUGAAGUCGAGCGGUCUUUUAGAUUGGCAACGAGCCAAUGAAGGCAUUCCAUCACCUUCGUCAGCAAGUUGGCAAGCAUCCGGGCAACAUAUCCCAGCCCCUAGCCAGAGCUCACGAGACGCAACUGGGUCAACCUUCCCUUCAGCCUCACACGUAGAUUACUCUACUCGGUCUGCGGUGGCCACGGCUUCAACCAGCAUGCCUGUCGGUUUACCGUGGCUGGCCAGCGAGUCGACAGUUUCUAGGUCAAGCUAGCAUAACUGUGCUGCCUAGGUUCUUGAGCAUUUGAUUCCAUUCAUUAUCACCACCUGUCACCUAUUUUGGUCUGCACCUUGCAAUCUUGUCGUUCCUUGAUAUUUAUUCGAUAAUUCGUA